AUGGAUGGAAUGAUCGCAAUGUUGCCUGCUCCACUGCAGCAGUUGUCUUCUCAUAUCGAUUUUCAGGGACAGAAAGUCGCAGAACGCACUUAUCAGGUGAUCCUCACUCUUGCCGGAAUCAUUGGAUUCUUCGUCGGAUACUCAACUCAACAACUGUCAUAUGCAAUGUACACUGUGAUGGGUGCCGCCGUCUUCACCGCUCUCAUCAUCCUUCCACCAUGGCCAUUCCUUUUCAGAAAGAACCCGAUCGUGUGGCAAACUCCAAUCGAAGAACAAGAAGCGUCAUCAUCCUCAGACAACGAAAAGAAAGACAAGAAAAAGGAGACGAAGAAGACGAAGUAA
Molecule: messenger RNA, 342 nt
Organism: Caenorhabditis briggsae
Lineage: Eukaryota; Metazoa; Nematoda; Chromadorea; Rhabditida; Rhabditidae
Exons: 3
Coding region: 1-342 (113 amino acids)
Biological process (GO): protein targeting to ER
Cellular component (GO): signal peptidase complex; endoplasmic reticulum membrane
Source: RefSeq, a predicted model, not a curated record